CCCCGUCCUUCCGAGUGCCGUCCCGUCGAGUCUCGCGUGGUUUUUAGGUGGAACUCGACAAGGGGAGGUCUCAUCCCAUCAAUUACCACACACAGACCAGGUAGUUAUCGUACGAAAUACAAAGUACCUUCGCUCCCACGGUGGCUUCGGUCCCCAAUAUUCUGCGGCCCCGCUUUCCCAUCCGAUCCCGACUCCGGCCCCCGAAAAACCCCGAGUCAAGCUUUGUUCUCAGGCCCUCGUCACCGCAGCCGCAGCGCAUCUCCGUUGUUAUGCCGAAGAGAGUCUGCAUCGUUGGUGCCGGGCCUUCCGGCCUCGUGGCCGCCAAGUCACUGCUUUGGGAUGCGCCAAGGGGCACUUUUGAUGUGACAUUGUUCGACUCCCAGACUCGGAUUGGUGGUCUCUGGCCUUUGCACAAGGACGACAGCACAGGACUUGUCCAUCCCCGCAUGGUCGCCAACCAGAGUAAACACACUGUCCACUUUAGUGACCUGGCCUGGCCCGAAGACGCCCCAAACCUGCCCCGCGCUUGGCAGAUUGGUCAGUACCUUUCCGAGUACCAGAAACGGUACUGCUCUGAAGCAAAGUUCAGCCUUGGAACCCAUGUCGAAAAGGCCUUGCAGCUGGCAGUUUCCGCCAAAGAUGGCUCACAGCAGGGUUGGCAGGUGCAGACUCGAUCCGUUCAGGGGGAAGUGAAGGAAGAGUCAUUCGACUACCUCCUGGUGGCGUCUGGUUUCUUCGGCCAGCCCGCACUGCCUCCCGUAGGCCGUGGUAGUCACGAAAUCCCAGCCGUUCACAGCAGCCAGUAUCGCAACCUGCAAAGUCUACUUGGGAAGUCGAGUGGUUCAGGGGGGAAGAUCCUUGUUGUGGGAGGUCAGAUGUCUGGGGUCGAAAUCGCUGGCACAAUCGCCUCACAUCUUUCAUCCGCCGUUCAUUCCCCAGGGCCAAGCCCGGUGUCGAGCCCGGAGAAGUACACCAUACACCACAUCAUCCAGCAGCCCGUGUGGGUGUUUCCGUUGCACACUUCUCCAAAUCCAACCGCAUCCGCUCCUCCGUUUCUACCAUUCGACCUGGGGUCUUACAACACUGCCAAUAGGACCCAUCCCCUAACCAACUCACAGGGUCACAUCUCCGUUGAAGCAGCCAAUGUUGUUCAUUCCAUCUACCAAGGGGCUCUGGGAACCGACCAGUCAAUCUUCUCGCCAAAGGUUGCAAUUACAACCGCAACCACCAAUGACCCGCCAUACCUCACCGUCAGCGACCACUACAUGGACUUUGUCCGUUCCGGCCUGAUAUCUGUGUCUCACGGCAAGCUCAGUGGCCUUGCGGGCUCUGAAGCUACGGUAUCCCCAUCGAAGGAACGAAUCGAGGAUGUUGCUGCGGUGGUGUUUGCAACUGGCUUUGACGCAUCCUCCUCCCUCUCCCCCUCCGACCUGAACAACACAGUUGCGCUGGGAUUCCAUGGUACUUACCACCCCGAUGUCCCGAACCUUGGCUUCGUCGGCUUCUACCGGUCACCUUACUGGGGCGUCAUGGAGAUGCAAGCUCGCUUUCUCACGGCCCUAUGGGCGGCUGGCGGGCCAUCCUCGCCCUCUCUGCCCCCGCAAUUGAAGGAAGCCUUAAGCAAGGACACCUCGAUCGAGCGAACCCUCAACCUCCGGACUGAUCCGCGGGCAUCACAGUUCCCGAUGGGCGAUUACCCCUGGCUCAUGCAAGAGUUUGCUACCGCUCUCGGACUAGAACGAUCCCCGCCAUCGGGGAAGAUGCCCAGGCUGCCCCCAACCGACAAGGAGAUGGACAUCUUGACCCCAUCACGGUACCCAUCCGCGUCGCUAACCGGACCCCAACGGAGUGAAGUCACCAAGUCUCUGAAAGAGACCGAAGCGACCGCCUGGGCUGGGGUCGGGUCGACCAAGUUUGUCGCAAGGGCAGUCUUCCGCUCCCUCCUCGGCGAGUGGAAGCUUGAACGAGACCUGACCAGCAAGUUGCCCAGUCAUCCGAGCGGGCACUUCAGCGGAACCGCCAAGUUCCUCCUCAGGGAGGGCACAGGAGACGGCCGGGAGGCUCAGUUUGACGCCCUCUGCGCAGACGGUGAUCCGGGGCUGGAGUACCUCUACAUCGAGGAGGGCGACUUCAAAGCCUCCAACGGCUUGACCUUCCGCGCCACGAGGCGGUACGUAUGGCGCUACGACGAGGGGAAAGACAGGCUGAGCGUCUGGUUCGCAAAGACGGACGACCAGAAGCGGGCCGACUAUCUCUUCCAUGAGGUUGAGUUCGUUCCACCCAGGGAAAAUGGGGAGGGCGGGGGUAAUGACAAGGGCUGGGAGGCCAAGGCCGGCCACUUGUGCAUUGACGACUUUUACAACGUCAAGUACAAUUUCAACUUCAGUGCCGUCAACCUGUCAGACUGGCGGUUGUCGUAUACGGUCAAAGGUCCGAAGAAGGAUUACACCAUCGAUGGCGUCUACAGCCGAUAGCACAAAGACCUGUAACCCAUCACCUCUGAAUCCCCAUCUCACCAUGUCCAAGUCGUAUGCCUAGCUAUCAAAUCAUUUCCAUUAUUUUACCCAA
Molecule: messenger RNA, 2568 nt
Organism: Chaetomium fimeti
Lineage: Eukaryota; Fungi; Ascomycota; Sordariomycetes; Sordariales; Chaetomiaceae
Exons: 5
Coding region: 270-2474 (734 amino acids)
Molecular function (GO): N,N-dimethylaniline monooxygenase activity; NADP binding; flavin adenine dinucleotide binding
Source: RefSeq, a predicted model, not a curated record